This is a messenger RNA of Closterium sp. Naga37s-1, 614 nucleotides long. Lineage: Eukaryota; Viridiplantae; Streptophyta; Zygnematophyceae; Desmidiales; Closteriaceae. The record is from the annotation of a GenBank genome assembly.
AUGGGUCUCUGCUCCUCAUCCCUGGACGACGAUACACCCGCACCACUCCAUCCCACCUACCACCCCUCCCAACCCACCUCAAUCGCAUCAAACCUCCCUCCCACCUCCUCACCCCACUUCACAUCUCCCCAACCGCCUCCCCAUCUCCCCCCCGAGUGCAUCGCCCUUAUUCUCUCUCACCUCCCUCCAACCGCCAUCUGCCGCCUCGCCUCUGUCUCCAAAGCAUGGGCUGCUGCUGCUGCCUUAGACACCUGUUGGGCCCGGCUCCUCCCCCACGCCUUCGCCCCGAAGCUGCUUCUAGACCGCUCAAGCAGCUUUUCUGAUCCCCUGAAGAGACCUUCCAGCAAGAAGCUUUUCCAGGCGUUAUGCCGGGGCGUGUUCCUAGACGCAGGCAGGAUUCAGGUGAAGGAAGACCCAGGCACAGGCAUGAUCAGCACAUCCCUUUUUUCAGGCAAUGCCCCUUCCGCCCCUCCAGUGACUGGAGUGGAGAGGUUUGUGUUUGUGGUAUCAGGCCGAGUACUGCCCUAUCUCGGGCCUCGCUACAACCUCAGGAGUCCCCCUCUCCCGUCCUCGCCUCCACCCAAACCCCCCUCUCCUCCGCCCACCAACAUCAG